AUGAGAAUGAGUAUGGGAAAUGUUAAAGUGUUUGUUUUGAUGAUGAUGAUGAUCUUCAUAGGACUUGGAGAAGGUCAUAGAAAAGAUUUAAAUAAUUGCUUUGGUAGUGGUAAUACAAGUAGAGGUUGGGGAGGCGGAGUUGGUGCAAGUGGAGGUGGAGCUGCAAGUGGUGGUGUUAGUGUUGGAGGUGGACUAGGUGUAGGUGGUAAUGUGGGUAGUGGUGCUGGAGGUAGCGCUGGAAGAAAUUUUGGUGGUGGGUUUGGUGCAAGAGGUGGUGUUGGUGGUGGAGCUAGUGGUGGAGUAAGUGCAGGCACUGGUAGUAGAGUCGGAGGAGGAGCCAGUGCAGGUGGGAAUAUUGGUGGUGGAGUAGGUUUGGGUGGUGGCAUCGAUGCUGGAGGUGGAGCAAGUGUAGGUGGUGGUUCUGUAGUUGUUGGUGGAAGUGGAAGUGCGAGAGCUGGUGGUGGAGCUACAAUUGGAGGUGGAGUAAACACAGGUGGUGGUGCUAGAGUAGAAGGAGGAGCUAGUGCUGGUGGAACUAUUGGUGGCGCUGUAGGUGCAAGUGGUGGUGUUAGCAGUGGAAGUAGUGGUGGAGUAAGUGCAGGCAGUGGUGGUAGGGAAAGCGCAAGUGGCACAACUGCUGGCGGAGCAGGUGCAAGUGCUGGUGUUAGUGUUGGAGGGGCAGGAAAUUCAGGCGGUGGUGUAAGUAGUGGUGUUAGGGUUGUUGGAAGUGGUAAUGUAGGGUCUAGUGGUGGAGGAGCUAGUGCAAGCGGGAAUGUUGGUGGUGGAGCAAGUGCAGGUGGUGGGGUAAGUAGUGGUGCUGGGGUUGUUGGUGGAGGUGGAGUUACUGGGAGUGGUAGUGCAAGUGCAAGUGGUGGAACUAUAAUUGGAAGAGGAGCUGCAAGUGGAGUAAGCACAGGUGGCGAUGCUAGAGCUGGAGGAGGAGCUAAUACAGGGGGAACUGUUAGUGGAGGACCAAGUGCAAGUGGCAAUGUUGGUGGAGGUAUUAGCGGGGGAGCUAGUGGUGGAGUCAGCACAGGUGGUGGCAGUAGAGUUGGGGGAGGAGCAAGUGGAGGCAGAACUAUUGGUGGUGGAGCAGGUUCAAGUGGUGGUGUUAGUGGAGGAGCAGGUGGAACUGGCAGUGUUGGUGGAGGAAUUAGCAGAGGAGCUAGUGGCGGAGUAAACAUAGGUGGAGGUGGUCAAGUUGGAGGAGGAUCAAGUGGAGGUGGAACUAUUGUUGGUGGAGUAAGUGCAGGUGCAAGUGGUAGUGUUAGUGGAGGAGCAGGUGCAAGUAGUGGUGUUGGUGGAGGAAUUAGUGGAGGAGCUACUGGUGGAGUAAGCGUAGGUGGAGGUGGACGAGUUGGAGGAGGAGCAAGUGGAGGUGGAACUAUUGGUGGUGGAGCAGGUGCAAGUAGUGGUGUUAGUGGAGGAACAAGUGCAAGUGGUGGUGUUGGUGGAGGAAUUAGCGGAGGAGCUAGUGGUGGAGCAAGAUCAGGUGGUGGUGGUAGAGUUGGAGGAGGAGCAAGUGGAGGUGGAACUAUUAGUGGUGGAGCAGUUGUAAGUGGUGGUGUUGGUGUUGGAGGUGGAGCUAGUGCAGGUGGUGGCAUAAGUGGUGGUGCUUGGGCUGUUGGCGGAGGUAGAGUUGAUGGGGGUGGUAGUACAGGAGCAAGUGGUGGAGCUAUAAUUGGAGGAGGAGUUGGAGGUGGAGUAAGCGCAGGAGGCGGUGCUGUAGUUGGAGGGGGAGGAAAUGCAGGUGGAACUAUUAGCGGAGGAGUAGGUGCAAGUGGUAGUUCUAGUGGAGGAAUUAAUGAAGGAGCUAAUGGUGGAGUAAGAGCAGGUGGUGAUGGUAAGGUUGGAGAAGGAGCAAGUGGUGGUGGAGCUAUUGGAGGUGGAAUAAAUGGAAGUGGUGGUGUUAGUGUUGGAGGUGGAGCAAAUGUAGGUGGUGGUAUAGGUGGAGCUGCUGGGGUUGUUAGUGGAGGUGGAGUUUCAGGGGGUGGUAGUGCAAGGGCAAGUGGUGGAGCUAUAAUUGGAGGAGGAGCUACAGGUGGUAAUGCUAGAGCUAGAGAAGGAGCUAAUGUAGGCGGAUCUGUUAGUGGAGGAGUGGGUGCAAGUGGUAGUGCUAGUGAUAGAGCUAGUGGAAGAGUAAUUGCAAACGACAAUGGUAGCACUGGAGGAGGAGCUAGUGCAAGUGGAACCGUGAGCGGCAGAGUAGGUGCAACAAGUGGUGUGAGUGCUAAAGGUGGAGCUGCUACAAGUGGAACUAUUAAUGAUGGAGUAGGUGGAGGUAGCGGUGUUGGUAGUGGAACUAGUGACUGAUAGUUAGAACGUCAAUGGUAUAAGUAUGACUAGAGAUUGAAUCAGUAUAAAAAUAAUCGACCAAUGAAUGUAGAGGGUGAUUGUAAAUGUUGGGUCAAGUUUAAAAUGAUAUAAUGAUUAGUUACUAAGUAGUAUUUAUAAUAUAUAAUUAAUUAUUUUCUAUCCUUAAAACAUAUUAAAUGAGUCAAUCAUAAAUCUAUUUUUGUGUAUGCUUAAGUAUUGUAAUAGGAAUAUAAUAAUGGUUCCUUAUUUAAAAUGGAAUGAAUACAUAUUAAAGUAUUUUAUUGUUAAGAAACAACACUUACUUAUUAGUAUAAUUAACUCGUGUAAAAAAAUAUCUCUCUCAAAUAUGUUUCACCAAAAAAUUUAUAACAUUUC
Cannabis sativa is the source of this 2691-nucleotide messenger RNA. RefSeq lists its product as uncharacterized. NCBI's taxonomy places the organism in Eukaryota, Viridiplantae, Streptophyta, Magnoliopsida, Rosales, Cannabaceae. The coding region runs from base 1 to 2313 and encodes 770 amino acids. The record is from RefSeq and is a predicted model, not a curated record. The transcript has a single exon.